Messenger RNA from Spea bombifrons (plains spadefoot toad), 2513 nucleotides. RefSeq names its product protein O-mannosyltransferase 1 (gene POMT1). Gene Ontology annotation, biological process: protein O-linked glycosylation via mannose. NCBI's taxonomy places the organism in Eukaryota, Metazoa, Chordata, Amphibia, Anura, Pelobatidae. The record is from RefSeq and is a predicted model, not a curated record. Bases 4 to 2181 code for a protein of 725 amino acids. Gene Ontology annotation, cellular component: endoplasmic reticulum; membrane. Gene Ontology annotation, molecular function: dolichyl-phosphate-mannose-protein mannosyltransferase activity. The transcript is spliced from 19 exons.
AGGAUGCCCGUCUCCUCGAAGCCGCCGUUCGUGGUCACCUUAAAUAUCAAUCUUUUCUUGGUGGCUCUGACAGCGCUUGGCCUCCUCAGCCGGCUCUGGUCCCUGUCUCAUCCGCACGCUGUUGUGUUUGACGAAGUGUAUUAUGGGCAGUUUAUAUCGAUGUACAUGAAGCGGAUAUUUUUCUUGGAUGAUAGUGGUCCCCCUCUAGGACACAUGCUUCUUGCUUUGGGAGGCUACCUGGCUGGGUUUGAUGGUAACUUUAUGUGGAACAGGAUCGGUGCAGAGUAUUCCAGCAAUGUCCCGGUUUGGUCCCUGCGGCUACUGCCUGCUGUAUCAGGAGCUCUUUGCGUCCCCCUCGCCUACCAGGUCGUGGUGGAGUUGGGGUUCUCUGCCAGAGCAGGUCUGGUGGCCGGCGUGCUGAUAUUAUUUGAGAACUCGCUGAUCACUCAGUCUCGACUAAUCCUGCUGGAGUCCGUGCUCAUCUUCUUCAUCCUCCUGGCUAUCCUUUCGUUCCUCAAGUUCUGUAGCUGUCAGCAGAGAAGCCCCUUCUCCUUAUGCUGGUGGUUCUGGCUGCUUCUCACCGGGAUCUCCUGUUCCUUAGCUGUAGGGGUGAAAUACAUGGGUCUCUUCUCCUAUCUUCUGAUUUUGGUUAUUGCCGCAACGCAGUGUUGGUGGCUCAUUGGUGAUCGGACCCUGUCCAAUAUGUGUGUGCUGUUUCAUGUGCUGGCACGUGGCUUGGCUCUGCUGCUGGUACCUGCAGCCCUGUACCUGGGGAUGUUCUACAUACACUUGUCAGUACUGAUCCGUUCUGGCCCACACGACCACAUAAUGAGUAGUGCGUUUCAAGCCAGUCUGGAGGGAGGUCUGUCCCGGAUCACUCAAGGACAACCCUUAGAGGUGGCAUUUGGCUCACAGAUCACCCUUCGGAACACGCUUGGUAAACCGGUUCCAUGUUGGCUGCACUCACACAAACAUACCUACCCAGUAAGGUACGAUGGUGGCAGAGGGAGCUCCCACCAGCAGCAGGUCACCUGUUACCCCUACAAAGACGUGAAUAACUGGUGGAUUGUGAAGGACCCAGCCAGACAAGCAAUGGUUGUCGGAUCUCCGCCACAGGCCGUGCGACACGGAGAUACCAUACAAGUGGUACAUGGAAUGACAGCCCGCUUUCUCAACACACAUGAUGUUGCUGCCCCUUUCUCCCCGUACUCGCAGGAAAUCUCCUGUUACAUAGAUUACAACGUGUCCAUGCCUGCCCAGACGCUGUGGAAAGUGGAGAUUGUGAACCGGGAGUCGGAUACAGACACAUGGAAGACCAUCCUCUCGGAAGUAAAGUUGGUCCACGUCAACACGUCUGCAGUACUGAAGCUCAGCGGGGCAACUCUACCAGAAUGGGGCUUUCGGCAACUGGAGGUCGUCGGAGAAAAAGUAUCCAAAAAUUAUCAUCAGAGUCUGGUGUGGAAUGUUGAGGAGCACAGAUACGGCAGGAGUCAGGAGCAGGCAGAAAGGGAGCAGGAGUUGCACUCACCAGCACAGAUGGAUGUGGCGAGGAACCUCAGUUUUAUGGCUCGAUUUUGGGAGUUACAGUGGAAGAUGUUAACCAUGAGAACCGAGACAGCGGAGCACAAGUACAGCUCGUUGCCUGUGGACUGGAUCUCUCUGGACAGCAGUAUUGCCUACUGGCUUCAUCCUAAAACUACGGCACAGAUCCAACUCCUGGGAAACCCUGUGAUCUGGUAUUCCGCCAAUGCCGGUGCUCUUCUGUACUCCGUCUUGUUCCUGUUCUAUUUUCUGCGCCGGAGGAGGGCGAUAUAUGACAUUCCAUCAGACUCGUGGCAGGCUUUCCAGCUCACCGGCGCUGUGUGUUUGGGAGGCUGGGCUGUAAACUACCUGCCUUUUUUCGCAAUGGAGAAGACGCUCUUUCUGUAUCACUACCUCCCGGCCCUUACCUGUCAGAUCUUGCUGCUGCCCCCUCUUCUGGAACACAUCCACCAGUGUUUGCUAAGGUCGGAAGCCUUACGGAAUACAUUCUCAGCGCUUCUGGCGGUUUGGAUAUCCAGUGUGUUCCUGACGCACCGCAGACUUUGCCCUUUGACGUACGGGGAUCCUCCGCUCUCCCCUGAAGAGUUGCGGGGUCUACGAUGGAAAGACAACUGGGACAUUUUGAUCAGAAGGCAGUGACGCCUUUGCCCUGAACUGUAGAAGUUAAAACUCCAGCCAGGCAUCGUGUGUAGCCGGGCAGAGGUAAAAAAAAACUUUCACUUCUUAACAGAAAAAGGGUUUUGUUGGAGAAAAUUCAUCACCCAUAGGAAGAAGCUUUACAAACUGUCAGAAGGUCAGACGGUAGACGUAGAAGUAGAAGCACAAGAAAUAAAAUCAUACGGACUAGAAUCUCUAGCAAGGCUCUCUAGAGCCACAACAACCCCCCCCCCCCCCACCGUGGUGCUCAGCCAGACAACACUACAUUUUUUUGAUACAAUUACUGUUUUUUAAUGAAAAUUAUUUGAAAUGAA